UUAAACAUGAAAGGGAAUUAUUUUGUAAGCCUACUUGCUAUUUUUCUAAUAUCAGAAUAUGCUGAUGCAGGACUCUAUAAUUGUAAAAUGCCAGAACUGAAAAAUGGAAGAGUUAAAAUGAGCAGAAAACAUGGCAUCGUUUACUUUCGUUGUAAAAGAAGAUUCAAACUUGUUGGGAAGGAUUUAAAUGUUUGUCACAGUGAUGUCCCUGAGUGGAGAGAUCCUAUGCCAGUUUGUGUCGAACGCACUUAUAAUUGUACAAGGCCAACACUUAAGAAUGGUCAUGUUCAAGAGAUAUUCAGGGGACGCCUUUUUAAGUUUCGUUGUGAAAAGGGAUUCAAACGUUAUGGACGGAAGAGGGCUCUCUGUAAUGAGUAUUCGUAUGUUCGUACACCUGUUUGCGCAGCGGCUGGUGAAAAAUGUCGUAAUAUAUCAGUAGACAGAGAUCUGUUAGUUCCUAAAAAGCGGAAUGGUGGACUUCUGAAAUUCUCCUGCAGCUCUGGUUUACUUUUACAUGGGAACAGGUUUAUCUAUUGUGAUGGGUCUUCAUGGAGUAGCAAACCUCCAAUAUGCAUUGUCCAAUAUCCAGUGAAAUUAUGUGACUUCGAAACAGCAGAUUUAUGCGGGUGGAUCCAAGAUAAAUCAGACAGUUUUAACUUUGACUGGAUACAAGCAACGGCUGCUCAGAACAAACACAUCAAUGGAACUGGACCUUGGUCUGACCACAACUAUUCUGUUAAAGGCAACUACUUAUUUAUGAAAGCAUCUAGAGAAAGAGAGCCUGGGGAAUACCCUAGAAUUAUAUCUCCAUUGUACACACCGAAGGCGGCAGGUGUCUGUUUAGAUUUCUACUAUCAUAUGCUGGGACCAGAUGGAAAAAAUGAUGUAGGGUCACUGGAAAUUGAAGUAUUUGACUACGAUAAUAAGAGUUUAAAUAGAGUUGCUGUGUGGAAUGUUUCCGGAAAUCAAGGGGAUUUCUGGCAUAAGGGUUCACUGCAAAUCAAGAAGCGGACAUCUUUUGUUCAGAUUGUCAUCACUGCAACUCGAGGGGAUGAUUUCCGUGGCGACAUAGCAAUUGAUGACUUCUCUUUCUCAUGGUGUACAAGAGAACCUCUCCUUAACUGCGAGAAGCCUAGCAUUAACAAUGGUAGAGUUCAUGUACGAGACUGGGCCAGCUACAUAUUAUUUUUUUGUAGAGAAUCAUUCGAACCUCAUGGCAGAUCGGACAAUUUUUGUGAUAAAGGUCAAUGGUAUUAUCCUCUACCUGUCUGUGUCGCUAAUGGUACACGGUGCCCAGAAGUAAAAGGAUACGACAAGUAUUUAUCAAUUCGCAAAAGUCUGAAUGGUGGGCUUCUGGAAUUUUCUUGUAAAUAUGGCCUAAAAUUGAAAGGGACAGACUUUAUUUAUUGUGAUGGUUUAUCUUGGAGUAGCAAUUUAUUACCCCACUGUAUUUACGAAGAACCAGAGAAAUCGUGUGACUUUGAGACAGAAAAUCUGUGUGGUUGGAAACGAGAUGAAUUGAACAACAUUUACUUUGAGUGGAGACGACAAACGGCCAGAGAGUUAACACGUAACAGAACCACUAAACCCGACCACAUCUUCAAAGGUGACCACGUACUAUUAGUGGGGACGUGGACGAGAAUUCCUGGUAACUCGUCACUGUUUUCGCCAUACUAUGCGCCAGUAGAUAGCGGUCUCUGCUUUGAGUUCUGGUAUUACUUCUUUAAUCCAGAUAGAGAAAAAAAUGUAGGGCCUUUAUACGUUAAGAUAAGUAGCUCCGGUAACAGUUCUUGGAAUCCAUCGACUUCGUUGAAUAUUUCUGAAUACCGGGGAGACUAUUGGCAGAAGGGGUCACUGGAAAUUGGAGAACGGUCGUCGUAUUUUCAGAUUAUCAUCACAGCAACUCGAAAAGAGGGCCGCAUGGGAGGUUUCGUCAUUGACGACCUAUCGAUCUCCAACUGUACCAUGGGAUAAGAACUGACUUACAAAAAAAUGAAUACAUGUACAUGUAUGAAGACACGUGUAUUUGUACAAGUUCCUUCAUUUAAUGACAAUUUUGCUUAAAUUGUAUUGUUUGGUUGUACAUUACAAAAAUAAGUCGUUCUUUUAUUAUAUUACAUUUCUU
Messenger RNA from Saccostrea echinata, 2125 nucleotides. Its product is annotated as MAM and LDL-receptor class A domain-containing protein 1-like. Gene Ontology annotation, cellular component: membrane. NCBI's taxonomy places the organism in Eukaryota, Metazoa, Mollusca, Bivalvia, Ostreida, Ostreidae. The record is from RefSeq and is a predicted model, not a curated record. The coding region runs from base 7 to 1974 and encodes 655 amino acids. The transcript has 14 exons.